Messenger RNA from Rhododendron vialii, 2046 nucleotides. RefSeq names its product multiple organellar RNA editing factor 4, mitochondrial. Lineage: Eukaryota; Viridiplantae; Streptophyta; Magnoliopsida; Ericales; Ericaceae. Gene Ontology annotation, cellular component: mitochondrion. Bases 162 to 1613 code for a protein of 483 amino acids. Gene Ontology annotation, biological process: mitochondrial mRNA modification; cytidine to uridine editing. The transcript is spliced from 5 exons. The record is from RefSeq and is a predicted model, not a curated record.
GAAUUACUCCACUACUUCAGGCCUCCCUAUAGUGCGGUCGCUGCUGAGUAAAGUAAUUUGUUAGCUGAUAAUCUAAACCCCCUCUAAAACCCUAGGACUCUCCUACUCGCUCCCUCUCUCUAGAAUCAUCCACCACCACCACUGUCACAGCAUCGCCGCCCAUGGCGCUCUCCUCGCUCCGUCUCCGCCGAGCCCUCUCACUCUCCUCUCACCUCACCAAACCCUACACACUCUCUGCUCCAUUUCCAGCGAUCUCCGCCCCGCCCCUUCUCUCCUCCGCCACCACCAUCGCCCCACAAAACCCUAGCCUCAACAAUCACCUUCCGUUUCAGUCCAGGCUCUUCCGAUCGUCCACGGCGCUGCUCUCGUCAUCCAGAUUUAGACCAAACAACAACAAGUACGACGACGAUAUCGGGCCAGACACGGUCCUGUUCGAGGGGUGCGAUUACAAUCACUGGCUCAUCACUAUGGAUUUCCCCAAGGAUCCGGCGCCGACUCGCGAAGAAAUGAUCGAAACAUAUCUGCAAACCCUAGCCAAAGUCGUCGGAAGUUACGAAGAGGCAAAGAAGAAGAUGUAUGCCUUCAGUACGACAACUUAUCAAGGCUUUCAGUGUCUGGUGACGGAGGAAAUGUCUGAGAAAUUUAGAGGUUUGCCUGGAGUCGUGUUUAUUUUACCAGAUUCUUAUAUUGAUCCGGUGAACAAAGAGUAUGGAGGAGACAAGUAUGAGAAUGGAGUCAUCACACCUAGACCGCCUCCGGUUCAGUAUGGGAGGCCAAGACCAAGAUAUGACAAUAGACCUAGAGAAUUUAAUCCAAACCAGCCGAGGCAACCAAUGCCAAACCAGCCAAGGCAACCGGUGCCAAACCAACAACAUGGUCCAUCCUUUGGAGACCAGCGACCGAUGUAUGGGGAUGCAAGGAAUUUCGAACGACCACGAAAUUCUCCAAUGCAACCUAUAUAUGGACCACCUGGCGCAGGAGAUAGAAGAGAUCCUAUGCCAUCGAAUGACGCUCCUAGGGGACGAGAUCCAAUGCCUUCAAAUCAGGCCACUUACAACCAAAAUGAGCAAGGAUAUUAUAACCCCCAAGGUGGAAGAUUUCAACCAGAGCAAAGGGAUUCCAGAGUAGAGAACAAAAAUUAUGCACCUCCACAAGGUCCACCCUACGGGCAUGGAUCGGGUGGGAGUUAUGGUCAAAUUGCUGAUGGUAAUUAUGGACAGGGUGGAGGAAAUUAUGGACAAGGAGCAAGGUUUGAUUACAGCCAAGCAGGAGGAACAAAUUAUAGACAGGCAGCACAGGGAAAUUAUGGACAAGGUGCAGGCGGGAAUUAUGGACAAGGUGCAGGGUUUGAUAACGGCCAAGGAGGAGGAACAAAUUAUAGACCAGCAUCACAGGGAAAUUAUGGACAAGGUGCAGGCGGGAAUUAUGGACAAGGUGCAGGCGGGAAUUAUGGCCAAGCUGCAGGCGGGAAUCAUGGACAGGGAGUUGGUGCAAAUCACAUGCAAGAAACGGGUCAUGGUUACGGGGGGAAUAGAGAAGAGCAUAGGUUCGAGCACAUUCAAGGAGAGCAAGGGACCUAUGCACCGAUGGCACAUACUGGGCAAACCAAGUGAGAGAUGUUGACAAGAUUUGAGAACUUUGAGAUGAUGAGAUGAAAUACAACUCCACAUUCUACUUGUGUCUCUGCGCGCGAGUGUUUGUGUCAAAACAACAGACCAGAAGACUUUCUAAAGGCCGGCUUUGGUAAAUAGUCGUGUUACUUGUCUUUCUUUGUAGCUAGUGGGAUUAUGAGCUAUAAUGGAUUUUGUUCCAGGAGUCGAUAUAUGUUAGUAGUCUUGUGAAUUGUUUUGUUCAUUUAGAUCGUGUUGAUUUUGAUGUGCCUAUGUCGCCUUAUGAACCUGGAAAGUCAUUUGAAACGAGAUCGUCAAAUGGUAUCUAGUUCUCAAGUCAGACUUUUGACCCGAGAGGACGUGCUAUGAAACUGCACGUUACAGGAUAAACUUAAGCUCUCUCAGUUUAAUAAAGUUAUUGAUAGUAUUGUGAAAA